UUAAAAAUAGUGAUAUGGGCCAUGGGCUGCGGGCUCACAGCCCAUGAUAACUGGACGGUGUGGGAGAGUCUUCGCUAUUUUCUACUACUGGUCAAUUAGACACGACAAGGAAAAAAUAGACCGGAGAAAUGGCGACGGAGAAGCGUCGGCGUCACCACGGACCACCGGCGGUCGCCGCCGGUGCCUCCUCUUCGUCGUCUCCCGCCGACACACCGUCACCUCCGCCGGACCUCCUCCCGGACAUAGCCCGUCGCCUCACCUCCCUGGAGGACUUCUUCUCCCUCCGCGCAUCCUGCCGGACCUACCGCGCCCUCCUCCCGGCGACCCGCCCGCUCCUCGCCUCCCAGGCCCCUCUCCUCCUGGUCUCCCUCUACCCCUCCUUCGUCGAGGCGCUCUUCCACCCCGGCGUCCGCCGCCUCCACCGCUUCCGCCUCCCCUGGGGCCACCACCUGCCCCCCUCCCGCCACACCCUCCUCUACGCCCACGGCUUCCUCGUCACCGCCACCACCGCCGCCGCCCAGUACCCGCCGAGGCUCCUCCUCCUCCACCUCUUCACCGGCGAGCAGCAGCGCCUCCCCAAGGUCCCCGCCCCCUUCUCCCGCGUCAUCCUCUCCCACGACCUCCUCGCCGUGCUCUUCCUGCCCGGCAGGCGGAUCGUCCAGCACUGCCACCCCGGGGACGCGCUCUGGCGCGUGGCUACCGCCGAUGCGCCCCACGUGCUCGAAGAUCUGAUCUUCGUCGGCGGCACCCUCUACGCGCUGGUUCGGCUCCGUCUUGCCAUCCUAGAGCUGUCGGAAACUUCGCUGGAGCUCUCAUUUCUCGGAGGAGAGUAUGAUGAUGAGGAGAACAGGCCGGUGGGAGAGCGGUUCAUGCUCGGGGAGUGCGAGGGCGAGGUGCUGCUUAUCAGCGAGGAGCAAGCAGAAACCAUCGUGUACCGAGUUUUUCGGUGGGCCUCCGUGGAGGGAAAAUGGGCGACGAUAGCAAGCUUGGGUGGACGAACACUGUUUCUCGGCUUCAAUGGAUUUGCGGCUUGCGUCGGUCCAGAUUUACCUGAGGUCCGAGGUGAUUGCAUAUAUGCAGCUGGGCGACGCUUGGGCGAAUGGUACGAGUAUUCGUUGGUUGAUGGAACUUGUGAUGUCUGCUAUGCCGAAUAUGCGGGCGCGCCGCCCCUGAACAGCAAUUCACCUCUCAGACCCCCUGUUUGGGUCUUCCCCAGCUUGAUGCAAGCCUGACGAAGGUUACCUGGAACACUCAAGAGCUUCUGAUGCUGACAUGAAAGAAAGGAAAACUAAAUUGGGACAUGUUGAAGCCUCCAACUCUCUUCAGUGCCUCAUUUAAGCUCAGGUGUAAUAACUAGAAGGAUGACUGCAAUCUCCCUUUUGUAUUGCUACAUCUUCAACUGUGCUAAUAUGUACUGAAGUCAUGUUAUAUGCUGCCAUAAUGCUGCUUGAGAGGCCAGUAAACUACAACAUGAAUGCUGCUGUUGAGGGCGUUGAAGUGCAACCUGGAGAGCUGCGAGAGAGGGCAGCGAAGUGCAGCCUUGCUGCUUGAUGGUGUGCAGGUGUUGAUCGAUUCGUUUAAAGCUCCAGUUCAGGUGGAGAUAACGGUGAUGGUACAAAAUAGAUAACGGAUGAAGCUUUCAAUGGCAUUUUUCUAGCUCAUAAACUUUGGGUGGUAUGUUUCUAAAGAUGGGAUCUUUCAAUGGUCGUUGAUCAACCAGCUGUGUGCAAAUGGGUCGCUGCUGAAUGCCAACCAAGUAUACUGCUAUCGAAGGUCUUGCCGAGUGCUGAUAAAUCUGGCGACUGUCUCAUUGCUGGUCUUCUCUUGCUUUUCCUUUCCUGUUGCGCGUAUCUGGCGCCACAGAGGAACCACAGAAUAUGAAGAGAAACAAAAUACCCUGUCCUGUAACAAUUGCAUAUAGCCAUGUUGUAUGUCUACCGAGAAGAUUUUAGGCGCGAUAUGUUUUUUUCCCUUCUGAUGUUGUGGGGAUUUAACUGUUUCCCCGAAACUGCUGCAUUAGAAGCAAUCCUGGACGUAGAUGUAGUAAAUUGUUGUAUUUCCCUUUUGAAACCGCUGUAUUUCCAAACAGUAAGUAAACUGAAACCAUAUUCCCAAUUCAAAAUUUAUGUAUUUCCAGUUU
Messenger RNA from Lolium perenne, 2140 nucleotides. RefSeq lists its product as uncharacterized. The record is from RefSeq and is a predicted model, not a curated record. Lineage: Eukaryota; Viridiplantae; Streptophyta; Magnoliopsida; Poales; Poaceae.